CUUUACCGCGAAAUCAUGUCUCGACCGAGCGAUCGCAUACCGAUCUUCGUCGACUCGGUCCUCGAUUUUCUCCAAGAGCACGAUUUCGACGGUAUCGAGCUCGACUGGGAAAAUGGCUCGACCAACGACCUGAAAAUAAUCGCCAAAUCGCUGAGGGCCGCCUUCGGGCCCCGAGGCUACACCCUCGCCAUUGCCAUCAGGCCCGAGCAGAUCGUCGACGCCGAGCUGUCCUCGCAGGUCGAUUUGUUGCUCCUGAGGGCCUGGCACCAGAGGAGAGUGCCCGAAGUGGCUCAAACACCCGCUCCCAUGAGUUUGGUCACGAGCCUCGUCGAAGGCAUGAAAAAGAGAGGCGUGCCUGCCUCUAAAAUCGUCUUGGGCGUGCCGUUCUUCGGCUGGUCGUAUCAGCUGUCCGAGAACGACGAACAAGUUGCCGAUACUCUGCACGCCGUGGGUCUGGGUAUCGACGGACAGUACACCAAACAAAAAGGAGAGCUUGCUUAUUUCGAGAUUUGCGAAAAAAUUGAAGAGCCGUGGCAAUAUAAGAGACACGAGCAAAACGGAUCAUACCUUGUAUCGGGAAACCAAUGGAUCGGCUACGACGAUCCUCUGGCAAUGAAAAUCAAGGCUGCCUACGUAAAGUCCGCUGGUCUUGGAGGAAUAGCUCUUCACUCGCUGGACUUGGACGACUUCCAGGGAAUAUGCGGUGACUCAUGGCCUCUGCUGACGGCUGCAACAACGGCACUCGGCAUCCUCGACGAUCCAGUCGAGCAAUGCCCGAAAAACGGCCUCUACAGCGAUCCCGACAACUGUUCCGGUUUUCUCACGUGCUUCAACGGGCAUCUGCAUCGGGGCAGCUGCGGACGAGGCCGCUUCUACGACUCGUCGCGCGGACGCUGCGUCCCGGCCAGUCCGGAGAUCUGCAAUCCGGGCCAGAGCAACAAGUUCGGCUACCCGCAGAGCUCGACGGCCCUGGAGCACCUGCGCAAGCGGCAGCAACUGGAGAAGCUCGAGCUGAGCGAGGACGGCCUGCGCGUCGUUUGCUACCUCACCAGCUGGUCCAUGUAUCGCAAGGGCCUCGGCAAAUUCGUACCCGAGCACUUGGACUCGAGGCUGUGCACCGACGUCGUUUACGCCUUCGCAGGAUUGAAUCCGGAGACGCUGACCGUCCAUUCGUUCGAUCCUUGGGCGGACAUCGACAACAAUCUGUACCAACGCGUCACCUCGAUCGUCGGCUCCCGAGUCCUGCUGGCGGUGGGCGGCUGGACGGACAGCGCCGGCGACAAGUACUCGCGGCUGGCCAGCACACUGGCGUCCCGUCGCAAAUUCGCCAAGUCUGCGACGCAGUUCCUGCUGAAGCACAGCUUCCAGGGCCUGUCCCUGGAGUGGAACUAUCCGGGCUGCUGGCAGAGCGACUGCCGCCGUGGCCCCGAGUCGGACCGCAAGAACUUCGUGCAGCUGCUCACCGAGCUGAGGCGCGAGUUCGACCAGCAGGAGACGAAGCUCACCCUGGCCGUGGCCCUGUCCGGCUACAAGGAGGUCAUCGACAAGGGCUACGACGUCGAGCAGAUAUCCCACAUGGUCGACUUCAUGACCGUCAUGACUUACGAUUACCACGGCUCGUGGGAGAGCAAGACGUCGCACUUGUCGCCGCUCUUCGCCAUUCCCGGCGACGCCAGUCCCUACUACAACAUGAACUACACCCUCAACUACUUGGUCAGCCUGGGAGCCGACCCAAAGAAGCUCGUGGCCGACAUCCCCAUGUACGGUCAGAGCUAUCGCCUGAGCAUGGCCAGUAAGCAUGGCUUGGGAGAGGCAGCCAGCGGACCCGGGGCAGCCGGCGAGUACACGAGGCAGCCCGGCAUGCUGGCCUACUACGAGAUCUGCGAGAGAAUCGAGAAGGACAAUUGGAAGACCGGCCCGGGACCCAGUGCCUAUUACAAGGAGCAGUUCGUGAGCUUCGACAAUCCCGCGAGCAUCAUGUACAAGGGCCAAUAUCUGAAGAACAACGGGUACGGAGGUGCCGCGGCCUGGACGGUCGACCUCGACGAUUUCACCAACCGAUGCUGCCAGGAGCCUUUCCCGCUUUUGCGUACCAUCAAUCGAGCCAUCGGCCGGCUGCUGACUCCAGCCCCGUCGCACAAGGACUGCAAGAAACCGCAGGAACCCGUGACUCCGGUGGCACCGACCAUGACCUCGCACUCGGACGCCAAUGAAAACUGGUCGAAGCCGACCUCGCCCAUGUCCUCGACGACCUGGCCAACUUGGAGCGACAGACCCUCGACUCCUUGGGACCAGAGCAGCUCGACCACUUGGUCUUGGUCCGAAAAGCCCUCGACCUGGUGGAGUACGCAAAGCACCACCACCUCGACUACUACCAGGAGGCCGACCGUGACUUGGGCAGCGACGACCACGAGGAAGCCGUCGACUCUGGCGGAAUACCUGCCGGGUGGUAACCCACCGAUGCUCGGGGGUGUCUCCUGCACCCUCGGCGAGCACAGACGAGAUCCCCACAACUGCGGCACCUACUAUCGCUGCGUACUGGGCGAGUUCAAGCGAGAGUCUUGCGCGCCCGGCCUUCACUACGACACGAAUCGCAACCAAUGCGACUGGCCCAGCAAAGUCAAUUGCCAACUGCACGGCGCUCGUUUCGCGACAAAGACGCAAAAAUACACAAAUAAUCGAGACGCUCGAUCACCUAUCAAGAGGAUAAUGGCUCGAGUUACUAUUUUCAUGAGCCUCGUACUGAUCGGCUUUUUGAUAAUCGGCUUUUUAGAGAGCAUUCAAAGCAACGAGACCGGAAGUUGCGGCAAAAAGUGUAGCCCUUACAAUGAAAAAGGGAGUCCAAGUACCACAACGACUCGUCGGCCAACAACUACGAGCACAACGGUGAACUACGACGAUACAUCGAUAAUCGAGUCGAGCUACGACGAGAUCCACGAGUCCAAUGGAAAGCAAUGCGAGCACGGCCAGUACUACACGAUUCCGGGCUCGUGCACCGAGUUCCAGAUCUGCGUCAAUGGCAGACUGGUGCGCCAACAGUGCGGCCCCGGGCUCAAUUGGAGCAGCGCCAAGAACAUGUGCGACUGGGCCUACAAGAAUCCGUGCAAGGCCAAGGCCAAGCCGGCCGUCGUCUGGCCGAGCGAGGACGUCGUCGCUCGUUACCAGUGCGAGUCCGGGAGCUUCAUGCCCGUGCCCGACGACUGCGAGAGCUACUACACCUGCCUCUGGGGACAGCUGCAGUGGAACAAGUGCGCCCCCGGACUGCACUUCAACGCCGAGGACAGGAUCUGCGACUGGCCCGCCCGAGCUCGUUGCAACGUUCACAGGCCCCCGCAGGAGAUUCCGCUCGAUCCGCUCGGAAGCGACGACGAGGUAGCCGCGGUGUCCACCGAGUCGCCGAGACCGACGACCGAGUCCGACUUGCUUCCGCUCAGUGAAUUCGAUUCCGCGCCGUCUCCGCUCUCGGGUCACUUCAAGGUCGUCUGCUACUUCACGAAUUGGGCCUGGUACCGACGCGGCAUCGGUAAAUAUCUGCCCGAGGACAUCGACCACAGUCUCUGCACCCACAUCGUUUAUGGCUUCGCUGUACUCGACCCCGUCAACCUGGUCAUCAAGGCUCACGACUCUUGGGCCGACUACGACAACCGCUUUUACGAGAGAGUCGUGGCAUACAAGAAAAAAGGUGUCAAGGUGAGUCUCGCGCUCGGAGGCUGGAACGAUUCCGAGGGCAACAAAUACAGCCGUCUCGUGAACGACGCGGCAGCUCGGAAGAGAUUCGUCACCAACUCCCUGCAGUUCAUCGAGAAGUACGGAUUCGACGGUCUAGAUCUCGAUUGGGAGUAUCCCGUUUGCUGGCAGACCGAUUGCAAAAAAGGACCGGCCUCCGACAAAGAGGGAUUCACGGCCCUCGUCCGGGAACUCAGCGACGUUCUGAGACCGAAGGGUCUGCUUCUGUCGUCGGCCGUAUCGCCGAACAAAAAGAUCAUCGACGCCGGCUACGACGUGCCGACCUUGUCCAAGUACUUCGACUGGAUCGCCGUGAUGACCUACGACUUCCACGGCCAGUGGGACAAGAAGACCGGCCACGCUUCGCCCCUGUACUAUCACGACGACGACGACAUUCACUACUUCAACGCCAAUUACUCGAUCAAUUAUUGGCUGUCGAAGGGCGCCCCGGCCAGAACUCUGGUCAUGGGUCUGCCCCUGUACGGCCAAGCCUUCACGCUGAACGACCCCAGCUCCGGAACGGGCCUCAACAGACCCGCGAGCGUCGGCGUGGCCGGCGAGUUCACCAUGUCCGCGGGCUUCCUGGCCUACUACGAGAUCUGCGAUCGCGUCAAGAACAAGGGCUGGACGGUCGUGCAGGAUCCCCAAAGACGCAUGGGCCCUUACGCGUACAAGGGCAACCAGUGGGUCGGCUACGACGACGCCGACAUGAUCAGGCAGAAGGCUCAGUACAUCCGGGACAUGGGCUUGGGCGGAGGAAUGGUUUGGGCUCUCGAUUUGGACGACUUCAAGGGGCGCUGCAACGAGGGCAAGCAUCCGCUGAUGCACACCUUGCAGCAAGUGCUCGCCAUGCCUCCCAACAAGCACGACAGACCUAUUCCUCUGCCGGUCAUUGGACAAGAGCUCGAAUGGAAGCCACCGAGUCCAUCGUACGUCGGUGAAAAACCCGUAGCCCCCGGUAAGCCCGUGAAACCCGUGAAGCCGGUGCUGGACAAGCCGGAAGCGCCACCGACCCAGCCGACUCCCGUCGAGAUCGCCAACGAACAAGACGACGAGUACAAGAUGGUGUGCUACUUCACCAACUGGGCCUGGUACAGGCAGGGCGCCGGCAAAUUUCUGCCCGAAGACAUCGACACGGAUCUUUGCACGCACAUCAUGUACGGCUUCGCUGUCCUCGACGGCUCUACGCUCACCAUAAAAACACACGACUCUUGGGCGGAUAUCGAUAACCGCUUUUACGAGAGAGUAGUGGCUCACAAGAAAAAGGGUAAAAAGGUUCUCGUGGCCAUCGGAGGUUGGAAUGACUCAGCCGACGACAAGUACAGCAAACUCGUCAACAGCCCGGAUGCAAGAUUACGCUUCAUCACCAACAUCGUUCAAUUCAUCGAUAAAUACGGAUUCGACGGUCUCGACUUGGAUUGGGAGUACCCAGUCUGUUGGCAGGUCGACUGCAAGAAAGGUCCGAAAUCCGACAAAGACGGAUUCAGCGCUCUGGUGCGCGAGUUGAGCGCCGUGUUCAAGCCCCGAGGAUUGCUGCUCUCGGCGGCCGUGUCGCCGAACAAGCGCGUGAUCAACGAAGGCUACGACGUGCCCGUACUAGCCGAGUACCUCGACUGGAUCGCCGUCAUGACUUACGACUAUCACGGCCAAUGGGACAAGAAAACUGGACACAAUGCUCCGUUCUACGCGCGCCCCGACGACUGGGAGCAAACCUUCAACGCGAACUUUUCCAUUCACUAUUGGAUGGAGCGAGGAGCCCCCGCGAAAAAAUUGGUCAUGGGCGUUCCUCUGUACGGGCAGAGUUUCUCGCUCGCCGAGGCCAAGACGCACGGACUCGAGGCGCCGACUUACGGUGGCGGAGAGGCCGGGGACGAUACCAGGGCUCGUGGUUUCCUAUCUUACUACGAGAUUUGCCAGAGAACUCUGAAGAAGGGCUGGACAGUGGUCGAAGAUCCUCUGAGACGAAUCGGGCCCUACGCCUACAAAGGAGAUCAGUGGGUCAGUUUCGACGACGCCGAACAAGUCAGGCGUAAAGCCGAGUACAUCAAGGAGCUUGGACUGGGCGGUGGUAUGGUCUGGGCGUUGGAUUUGGACGACUUUAAAAAUUACUGCGGCUGCGAGCCGAAUCCACUGCUCAGGACCAUGAACAGAGUCUUGAGAAAUUAUCCUCCUGGUCCAUUGUGCAAAGUCACUGAGUAUCCUUUGCUGGAAGGAGAAACAGCUACUCCAAAACCGAUUCCGCAAAUUCCAUCGAAACCGUCAAAACCAUCUAAACCAUCGAAACCGUCGAAGCCAUCAACGCCGUCAAUAGCAACGACUCCGAAACCAGCGAGACCGACUUCCAGCACUCCAGGAGCUAGUUCAACUAGUCCAGUCUACGACGAGGUGGAAAUGGACACGAACAUGAAAGACGAGUACCCGAACAUGAAAGAUUGCGAGGGAAAACUAUUCUUAUCCCACAAAACGGAUUGCCGCAAGUACUACGUAUGCAAUCACGACCAGGUUUCCGAGCAAAUCUGUCCCAACGGCCUCUACUGGAACAAAGAACAUUGCGAUUGGCCCGUGAAUACGAAAUGCGAUCGUAAGCCCCCCAACGACGAUGUAGCUUCGGUCCCAUCUGGUUCGACGCCAAGGCCAUCGGUGACCUCUAGCCCUUGGAGCACGACGACUCAGAGCCAGUGGCAAUGGGUCGAUCCGUCGCUGACGUCGACGACCCCCGAGCCGAUCGACGAGCCCGAGGACCUCAGCAUGGACGGCCGCAAGAUGGUGUGCUACUUCACCAACUGGGCCUGGUACAGGCAGGGCGCCGGCAAGUACCUGCCCGAGGACGUCGACACGAACCUGUGCACGCACAUAGUCUACGGCUUCGCCGUGCUGGACUUUGAGCGUCUGGUGAUCAAGAUGCACGACUCGUGGGCCGACGUGGACAACCGCUUCUACCAGCGGGUGGUGCAGCACAAGAAGAAGGGCAUCCGGGUGCUGAUCGGCAUCGGCGGCUGGAACGACUCGGCCGGCGACAAGUACAGCCGUCUGGUGAACAAUCCGCAGGCGCGCAAGCGCUUCGUCGACGACAUCGUCAAGUUCAUCGAGAGGCACCAGUUCUCGGGCCUGGACCUCGACUGGGAGUACCCGGUCUGCUGGCAGGUCGACUGCAAGAAGGGCCCGGCCAAGGACAAGGAGAGCUUCGCCGCGUGGGUGCGCGAGCUGAGCGCCGCCUUCAAGCCGCGCAAUCUCCUCCUCUCGGCGGCCGUGUCGCCCAGCAAGCGGGUCAUCGACGCCGGCUACGACGUGCCGACCCUCGGCCAGCACCUCGACUGGAUCGCCGUCAUGACCUACGACUAUCACGGCCAGUGGGACAAGAAGACCGGCCACAACGCCCCCCUCUACUACUAUCCGGGCGACGACUACGACUACUUCAACGCCAACUACAGCAUGCGCUACUGGAUCGAGAAGGGCGCUCCCUCGAGGAAGCUCGUCAUGGGCCUGCCCAUGUACGGCCAGAGCUUCACCCUGGCCAAGGAGGCCGACAACGGACUGAACGCCCCCGCGCCAGGACCCGGACAGGCUGGCACCUUCACCAGAGCUGCCGGAUUCUUAUCCUUUUACGAGAUUUGUACUAAGGUUAAAAAAGAAGGCUGGACCAAGGUCGUCGAUCCCGAAGGUCGUAUCGGUCCCUAUGCGACCCAUGGCAAUCAAUGGGUUGGAUACGAUGACAUAUCGCAAGUCGCAAGAAAGGCGCAAUUCAUCAGAGAUCUCGAUCUGGGCGGCGGAAUGAUAUGGGCUCUGGACCUCGACGAUUUCCGCAACACCUGCGGUUGCGGCAAAUAUCCGCUCUUGACUACGCUCACCAAUGGACUGCGCGGAAUUGGCACGCAAAAUCCGACCGAUUGUACUUAAACCGCGCCAACGAUUCACGGAUUUUUUCCAAGAUACUGCCCGAAACACGACGAUGUUCGCCGAGGAUUUACAACCCUAUUUCUUUCAAUUCGAGUCUUCCAUUCGUAGAUUCAACUUUUUACUUUUUUAUAAUGUUCAAACUGUCAUAAACCUUGCUUCUACGACAAAAAAGAACGAGAAAAAUUCAGAUUACCUCUAGGUGAGACCAAGAAUUCGAUGUUUAGACACAAGGAUGAAAUUAUUCGCUUUGAUGCAUUGCAAAGGUAAAAUAUUUAUCCGAUAAAAAGGAACGUUUGAAAGAGUCUGAUACAAGCCAAAAAAGUGUACAUAAAAUCAAAAAGAAGCGAGGUUUGUGAAUGUUUUAUUCGUCAUUCUCCUUCUUGCAGCUCAAAUGCAUGAGAUGCUCGGAAGACAAUGGCCUUUAGUUAAUAAACUAGCUUGUAAAUUUAUAAGUGAUAUAUAGUUCAUAAGGAAUUUUUAAUUCGCAAAAAUACUUUCACGCAUCUCAAAUGAAAACGAUAAAAUAAUUUUUUGUAUCGCAAACAUGUAUGAGUAAUAAAAUGUAAUGAUAUUAUUAUAGAAUAAAUAAAGCAAUUAUUGAG
Trichogramma pretiosum is the source of this 8225-nucleotide messenger RNA. RefSeq names its product probable chitinase 10. Gene Ontology annotation, molecular function: chitin binding; chitinase activity. The record is from RefSeq and is a predicted model, not a curated record. Gene Ontology annotation, biological process: carbohydrate metabolic process; chitin catabolic process. Lineage: Eukaryota; Metazoa; Arthropoda; Insecta; Hymenoptera; Trichogrammatidae. The coding region runs from base 16 to 7623 and encodes 2535 amino acids. The transcript is spliced from 21 exons. Gene Ontology annotation, cellular component: extracellular region.